AUGGCUCACAUUGAUGCGGGAAAAACUACUACUACUGAACGCAUACUUUACCAUAGUGGAAAAAUUCAUAAAAUGGGGGAAGUUCACGAGGGGAAAGCCCAGAUGGAUUUUAUGGACCAAGAGCAAGAGCGAGGGAUUACUAUUCAAUCAGCGGCUACUACUGUUUACUGGCAAGGGCACCAAAUAAAUAUUAUUGAUACCCCCGGGCACGUCGAUUUCACAGCCGAGGUGGAAAGGUCAUUGCGAGUUUUAGACGGCGGAAUAGUAGUGCUGGAUGGCAAAAAAGGUGUUGAAGCCCAAACCGAAACUGUUUGGCGACAGGCCAAAAAAUAUAAAAUCCCGCGGUUAAUCUUUAUUAACAAAAUGGACGGGGUUGAUAAUGUGGAAAAAUUUGAUGAAAAUUUAAAAAGCAUUCGGGAAAAACUCCAUACUAUCCCUCUCCCAGUUCAGUUUCCAAUUGGGGCUGGUCGGGAACUAGAAGGAGUGGUAGACAUAAUAGAACAAAAAGCUUAUUACUGUCAAAUGGGUGAUAAGGAAGAAAAAUAUCAAAUAAAAGACAUUCCAACAAAUUUAUUAGAAAAAGCUAAGCAAUAUCGCCGAGAACUAAUAGAAAAAAUAAUCGAACAUGAUGAGAAGUUAGCCUUAAAAUAUUUAGAAGGCGAACAAUUAUCAGUGGAAGAAAUAAAAAAAUUACUUCGUCAAGCUACCUUAACUGGUAAACAUUUCCCAGUUUUUUGUGGUUCGGCCUAUAAAUAUGUGGGUGUGAAGUUGGUUUUAAAUGGAGUAGUAGAUUAUUUACCUUCCCCUUUGGAUAUGGCAGAAAUACCCGUUUUUUCGUUACGAGAUAAAAACAAAGCAGGAAAAAUAUUAGCAAAUUCUUACAUAUAUAACGUUAACCAAGACAAAAAAGAAAGAAUUAGCCAAUUAGUAAGAGUACAUGCCAAUGAUAAAGAAAAAAUUAAAGAAGUGGGAGCGGGAGAUAUUGCUGCUGCCAUAAAUUUAGAACAUACCAUUACUGAUAAGGAAACAGGUCAAAUGAUUAUUGCUGGUAUGGGAGAAUUACACCUCGAAGUUUCUAUGGAAAGACUAAGGAGAGAGUAUAAAUUAGAUAUUGAAAGCAAACCUCCUAAGACUGGCGGAAGAGGUCAUGAUGCUAGAAUUUGGAUCACUUUUGAACCAAACAAAGGAAAAGGAUUUGAGUUUGUGGAUGCUAAGAAGGGUCAAGAUAUGUCUAGCAAAGAUGCCGAAGAAGUAAAAGAAGGAUUAGAAGAAGCCAUGUCAUCUGGUUUGCUCCUGAACUAUCCCUUGCUUGAUGUCAAAGCCACUUUGCUUGGGGGAAAAAGGCAUGAGGUAGACACCCAGCCAGGUGAUUUCAAAAAUGCGGCGGUUUUAGCUUUCCGAGAAAAUAAAGAAAAGUUAGGAUUAGUUUUGUUAGAACCAAUUAUGCAAUUACAAGUAAUAGUUCCUAAAGAUUAUAUGGGAGAUAUUCUUGCUAACCUUGGCUCCCGCCGUGCUACCAUUGAAAAUACCAAAGAAGAGGAAGAUAAUACUUAUAUAGAUGGCAAAAUUCCUUUAAAGGAAAUACUUAAUUACUCUACUAUCCUGCGCCAACUAACCAAAGGUCGGGGUACUUAUUCAAUGCAUUUAUCUCAUUACCAAGAAGUUCCCAAAGAAACUUUAGAAAAAAUAUUAAAAGAGGAAAAAAUCUUGCUUGGUGAAUAA
Molecule: messenger RNA, 1722 nt
Organism: Paraglomus occultum
Lineage: Eukaryota; Fungi; Glomeromycota; Glomeromycetes; Paraglomerales; Paraglomeraceae
Source: the annotation of a GenBank genome assembly